CUCUCCCACAGAUUAACCACAUAGUGCCAGUCGGCAGCUGCACAGCCGCAGUCAGGGUUUAAUGAUUAAGCGUUUACUCCCCUCACAGCUCCCCACGCAUUCUGGCUUGUUGCCUUGUUUGAAACCUGUAGUGAGUCAACUGAGAGACUGGGCCUGGUGGACACCGCUGCCAUAUUACUGCUUUUAUCAACUAUCCAGUUCCUCUGAAAGCAGCUACUUAACCCUCUGCAUGGCCACAAAGCUGCAGACAAACAGAGAAGCAUGAGAAACUGGAGCGUAAUAUUCAAGGGGCAAGAACACAGAGGUGAAGACGGGUCUUCUCACAACAAGACCCCCACCACUCCAGCAGUGCCUAUGUGGGUCACUCACACACCUCCGCCUAACCAUGUGAAGGACGACAGUGAUGAAGACAGCAUGUCCAUGAGCCACACAUCCAGCUCUCCAUGUGAUGCUGAAAACAGCAAAAGGAGCAUUAAGUCCAAACUUAGAUCCAUCAUUCCUAAAUCGUUGGGUGGGAUCAUAAAUAAGCGUGCAGGAGAGAGUGAUUCUGAAACCACCAGAACUGGAAUCCAGAUUCUUCCCAAUGGGACCAGGGUGAGUCCCCCGGUAAGUCCCUUCCUGGAGCGCAGGAACUGGGAUGAGUCGUCAGGGAAUUCCACCAAAGACUCAAAGAAGUCUUUGCUCAGACAAACCACCCCAGAGUGUUUCUGUCAGAGCCUACAGGAAGAGUCUCUGCUGACCAGCAUCCACCCUGCAGAGUACUACGCCGCCAAGGUGGAGGUCUAUCAGCAGAAGUACUCCUAUUUGAAAUCAUGGCCGGGUUUGCUCAGGCUGCUGGCUGGGCUCCAGCUCCUGUUUGGUGGCAUGGUGUCUGCAUGCGUCGUUGCUUACAUACAAAAAGACAGUGAGUGGUUCAACACCUAUGGGCUCUACAGUGGAAUAAACAACAAUGGGCUCGGACUGUCUGGGUACAGCUACACAGGGCCUAUGACUGCCUUCGUUUUAUCUGUAGCUGGAAUCUCCUGGAUGAUUACUCUGAGUUUGCUAGUGACAGGAAUGACCAUGUAUUAUCGAACCAUCCUCCUGGACUCCUCCUGGUGGCCCCUGACAGAGGCCUUCAUCAACCUGGCUCUGUUCCUGCUUUACAUGGCCGCAGGGAUUGUAUACAUCAAUGACUUGAAUCGAGGGGGGCUGUGCCACAUGACGAUUGGGGUUAACCCCAUCAUGGCCAAUCUGUGUCGAGUUGACGGUGGCCAGAUGGCGGGAACGGCGUUCAUCUUUAUCAAUAUGAUCAUGUACCUGGGAAGCUUCCUGGUUUGUCUGAAGAUGUGGAGACAUGAGGCUGUUCGGAAGGUCAGGCACAACGCUGACCAAAAGGGUGAGUUUAACCAGUCCAUUUCCCUAAACACACAAAGAACAAAACAGAUAUCGUUUAGGGAUGAGCCCAAUAAACCUUUGAAUAAAGACAGUAACUGCCAACCUGAACUGCCCGCUAAUGUCCAGAAAUCAAGUGUCAGCCCAAACAGAGCUACUGUGUCCAAUCAUACACCCAAAGUACAUGUCAUCGCAGAUUACAUAAUUAAGUAUCCAGAGAUCAGAUCUGAAGAGGAACGGGAAAAGUACAAGGCUGUUUUCAAUGACCAGUACCUGGAGUACAAGGACCUUCACAGAAACAUCAUUACAACCCUCAAUAAGUUCAGAGAGCUGGAUACUAUGGUGAAUCAACUUCCCAGAAAAGGGAAGAGCUGGGAGGAUCAACAGAGGAUUCAAAAUAUUUUAAAAAUAUAUCAAGACAAAAAAAACGAUCCUGCUUUUCUGGAGAAGAAGGAACGCUGUGAUUACCUAAAAGCUAAAUUACGGCACAUUAAAAACAGAAUCCUAGAUUAUGACCAGGAGACCGCAGAAAAUCAUUGGACAUGACUGGGACUACCAAAUGUUGUAAUUUAAUAUGUUGUUUGGCAUCUUAUUGUUGUGUACACUAGAUAUGUUAUGCAAAAAAUUUUUCACUCCAAAGAACAUGAUAUUUCCCCUUAUGAACACCUUCAGAUCUCCAGUUCAUGUGGCCUAGGAGAUACUAAAAGCUGAGGUACAUCAAUGAAAGUAGUUUUUAUUUAAUUUAAUUUUUUUACAUUAUUUCUCUUUCAACAGAUUUGGAUGUUUCCAAUGUUGUCUUUGUUGUUUGUGCUUUUUUUAUGUGCAGCCUGUGUCAGCUUCUUUCCAUUCUUGAAGAUUUGUAUAUUUUCCUAAGCAAAGUAUCAGUCUUUAAACCUGCCACCAGAUCAAAUGGUUUAACAUAAAGUACCACAGUUAAGCUGAAAACCAGAUACAUCUUGGCAUUGAGCCUGCUGAAAUGUAAUGAAGAAAUGUUCAUUACAUUUCUUCAGAUGAGAUCUGUUUACCAUCAACUUCUCAUUAAGCCCAUAUUUCUGUAUUAAAUAUGUUUUUCUUAUUGGUCUGAUGUAAUAUUCUAAUUUUA
This is a messenger RNA of Xiphophorus maculatus (southern platyfish), 2476 nucleotides long. It is a transcript of the gene marveld2l, whose product is annotated as MARVEL domain-containing protein 2-like. Bases 262 to 1920 code for a protein of 552 amino acids. The record is from RefSeq and is a predicted model, not a curated record. Gene Ontology annotation, cellular component: apical plasma membrane; bicellular tight junction; cytoplasmic vesicle. The transcript has 6 exons. Gene Ontology annotation, biological process: bicellular tight junction assembly. Lineage: Eukaryota; Metazoa; Chordata; Actinopteri; Cyprinodontiformes; Poeciliidae.